Messenger RNA from Pipra filicauda (Wire-tailed manakin), 2763 nucleotides. RefSeq names its product E3 ubiquitin-protein ligase TRIM21-like. Lineage: Eukaryota; Metazoa; Chordata; Aves; Passeriformes; Pipridae. Gene Ontology annotation, molecular function: zinc ion binding. The transcript is spliced from 6 exons. The record is from RefSeq and is a predicted model, not a curated record. Bases 251 to 1651 code for a protein of 466 amino acids.
UUACCCUUGAAGCACCCAAGCUCCCAGCUCUGAGCUGCUGAAUGGAAUUCAGCUGUGACGAAUUCACGUGGCAGGCGAGACACAGGAAGCUCGGUGGAGGAGAGGGAAGACCCUCCCUUUAAAGGGGGAGGAGGCAGCAGCUUUUUGCCCGCAGAGCAAACGAGAGGUCUUGUUCCACUCCCGCUUUCAGUUUCAUUUCCCCCCAGUGCCCUCCUUCUUGCCCUCAGCUCUCUCUCGAGGCUCAGGCGCCAUGGCCGAGGCGGGUGCUGUGGCCAAGCUGAAGGACGAGCUGACCUGCCCCAUCUGCCUGGACAUUUACAGGAACCCCGUGUCCCUGGGGUGCGGUCACAGCUUCUGCGAGGAGUGCAUCCAGAAGGAUCAGAAAUGCCAGCAGGGCUCUUCCAAGUGCCCGCUCUGCCUUUCCCCCACAGGCCCCACUGGGGAGCUGAAGCCCAACUUCCAUCUCCGCAACAUAGUGCAGAACUUUCUGGAUGCUUCUGUUCAUCAAGGGGAAGAAAAGCAGAAAGUGCAAUGCAAAGAGGAGGAAAGUUCAGACCAGCAAGAGGAGGUGAUCCUGUGUGAUUUCUGCCUUCAGGAGCCCUAUCCAGCCGUGAAGACUUGCCUGACCUGCGAGGCCUCCCUGUGCCAAGCCCACCUGAGCAAGCACAGCACAAAGAACACCCAGAACCACGUCCUGGUGGAGCCCUGUGGUGCCCAGGUUUUGGCUGAGAGGAAAUGCCCCCAGCACGGCAAAUUGCUGGAAUGCUACUGCGAGAUGGACAAGGUCUGCAUCUGCAUGCUGUGCUCCGUCCUCAGCUCCCACAGGGAGCACAAGAUCAUCAGCUUAGAGGAGGCUUUUGGCCAAGCACAGCGUGUUUUUCCCGAAACUCUAAAAGAGGUGAAAAACUAUGAAGCUGCGCUGGAUCGAAGCAUAGCAAACUUACUGGAACAAGCGGAGGAAGUAAAGGUUAAGGAGGGUCUGCAGUGGCAACGGCUGGAGAGCCUAUUCAAAGAGAUCAGUCUGCAGUUAGAGAAAAAAAAACGUGAGAUCCUGAAAGCUCUCAGUGACUAUGAGAACCAACAAAUUUCUCGGAUUCACAUGGAGUUAAAGAACCACAGAGAGCAGAAGCGUUCAGCCAGCCAUGAUAUUCAGGAGCUGGAGGCUCUGAGAAAUCAGAAAGAUAUACUUCUUUUCACCAGGGCUUUUACAGCAAUUCAAGCCAGGGAACGGAAGCCUGUUCCUAUCACGGAUGAUGUGAAAGUGCCAAACCCACCUAUUGCUUUGGAUGAAUCAAAAACACGCAAUGUUCUCUCCCUUUUCCAGCAAUUCCUUUCAAACAUGGAGUCCUCAAUUAAACCACCACCUGUUGUGCGGUUAUCAGCUCCUCACAGCGGUACAGGUGGACCCCAGCAUCCACAUUACCAAACUAUUUUUAUCCCUUCCUCUGGCUUCUCUUUUGGCUGUAACUCCUCCCAAGGCAGCUCUUCAAAUUCUGCUUUUUCCUCUGCCGCUGGCUUCUCGUUUGGCUCUAGCUCUUCAAAUCCUGCUUUUUCCUCUACCACUGGCUUCUUGUUUGGCUCUAGCUCUUCAAAUCCUGCUUCUUCCUCUACCACUGGCCUAUUUGGCUCUAGCUCUUUGUUCAAAUACUAGCUUUGGUGGGUUUUCUAAGAAAUUCUGAAAAAUUUGUAAAACCUGUGGGUUGAGAUAAGAGCAGUUUGAUAACUGAAACAAAGCAAAAUAUAAUAAUAAAGAUACAACUACUAAUGAUAACGGUAAUAGAAAGGAGCAAAGAGAGUGAGAAAAGCCAACUAAAAUAAGUGAUGCACAAUAAAAUUGCUCUCCACCUGCCCUUUCUAUGAUGUGCAGACAUUGUUCCUGAGCAGUGAUUGGCCCCUUCUGCCUACCUCCUGCUGUUUAUAUACUGUGCAUGGUGUUCUGUGGUGUGGGAUAUCCCUUUGGCCAGUUUGAGUCACCUGCCCCAGCUAUGCUCCUCCCCAGCUUUCUUGUGCAGCUCCUCACUAGCAGAGCAUGAGGCACUGAAAGGUCUUGACUUAGGACCCUUGCACUGCUCGGCAACAGCCAAACCAUCCAUCAGUGGGUUAUCAACAUUAUUCUCCUACUGAAUCAACUGUACCAGCUACUGAGAAGAGAAUGAAUUCUAUCCCAGCCAAAACCAGGACAGAACUCAAAUAUGUGCAGUGCUGUCCCAGACAUGCAGAGUGUCCAGGGUUUCUGGGAGGUGAACACCAACAAUGAGAGCUGCUGGAAGCUUGGAAUCAUUUGUGCCCUGUCUGAGUGCUGCCUGCAAGUGCCUCACGAUUACCUCUGCGUGUUCCUAGGCCAACAACCUCGAAGUGGUAUGGGCAGACUUGGACUGCUGAAGAAACACCCUGCCUCAGGCUUAUAGAGACAGUAAGCAUCCCUUUGAAGUAUCCAGUCCAUGCUGCCAUCAGCGUGUCUGAUGGCUCUUUGAAGCUCCUAUUUUGAUGUGGGGAGAAGGUGUUGCUUUGUAUUUCCAGGCCUAGGAAUUGGGACCGUUGCUGUAUAGGGGGAGGGUUGUUAAGCUGUCAUAUCAGAAAAGGGUUUAUGGGUUGCUGUGAUGGCCUCUGUGGGGUAUGUCACUGCCUCUUACUACAAGAGCUUCUCUCUUAUUUGUUCUGUUAACCAUGAUGGAAAUACUAUUAAGUUGCUCAUUUUUGCUCGGCUGUAUCAAAUACUGUGUUGGCAGCAUGUUAUUAAAGUAAUUCAGUUUGCAAAAGUCA